UAUUGUUUUUGAAGUAAAAAUUAGGAGCUCAAGACAUUUGGUGAUCAAAUCUUUGUCAGAGAAUUUUUCGGGUUCUUUUGAUCAAAAUUCAGAUCAGAAUUAUGUUACUGGACCUAAUAAGGAGAAUAAUUUUGUUAAUAUAUUGAAGCAAUCAAAUACCCUUUUGCCCCAUGUAGUCAUUGCUAGCACAGUGUUGGCUCUUGUCUUUCCACCUUCUUUCAUGUGGUUUACAAGCAGGUACUAUGCUCCAGCAUUAGGGUUUCUGAUGUUUGCAGUUGGGGUUAAUUCCAGCGAAAAGGAAUUUCUUGAAGCCUUCAAGAGACCAGCAGCUAUUUUUGCAGGUUAUGUUGGCCAGUUUGUGGUGAAGCCUAUUCUAGGAUAUAUUUUUGGCAUAAUUUCAGUAACAGUUUUUGGACUUCCUACUUCCAUAGGUGCGGGGAUUAUGUUGGUUUCUUGUGUUAGUGGUGCUCAGCUCUCCAAUUAUGCUACUUUUCUGACAGACCCUCCUCUUGCCCCUCUAAGCAUUGUUAUGACAUCAUUGUCUACUGCUACUGCGGUUGUUGUUACACCACUCUUAUCACUCUUGCUUAUUGGGAAGAGAUUGCCUGUUGAUGUUAAAGGAAUGGUUUCCAGCAUUUUGCAGAUUGUAGUUGCACCCAUUGUUGGAGGUUUGCUUUUGAAUCGGUUCUUUCCCCGCUUUUCUAAUGCUAUCCGUCCAUUCUUGCCUCCACUGUCAGUGCUUGUGACAGCUUGCUGUGUUGGAGCACCACUUGCCAUUAACAUGGAGUCCGUUAUGUCCCCUUUUGGUGUAACUAUUUUGUCGCUCAUAAUUGCAUUCCACUUGUCAGCAUUUGUGGCAGGAUAUAUUCUUACUGGCUUUACCUUCCGUAAGGCACAUGAUGUGAAAGCGCUGCAAAGAACACUAUCGUUUGAGACAGGAAUGCAGAGCAGUCUCCUAGCUCUUGCACUUGCUAAUAGGUUCUUCCAAGAUCCACUUGUGAGUGUGCCGCCAGCAAUCUCUACUGUAAUCAUGUCGUUGAUGGGGUUCUCUCUUGUCAUGCUUUGGGCUAAGAAAAAAGAAUAGCAAGCAAUUCAGAGGUCUGCAAGUGUUGAUGUAUCGAAAAUUUGUACUCCAUUACACUUUGGAGCAUAGGCUGUCUGGUGCCGCAGCUAUUGAAAGGCUCUUAAAGAUGAAGUCAUUGGAGGCGCUCUUUGAUCAUUGAAAGAAUUGAACACGUUCAUCAUACAUCACUUUAGAUCCUGAUCAUAAGUUAACAAUUUAUUUUAUUUUAGAAAAGACAAAAUGUGUUGGGAGAGAGUCAGGAGUAAACAAUUCUGUGACUUCUCAUGUAUAAGUGAGCUGAAGGAAGAUGCAUUUAUUUGGGUUGAUAUUGCAUGUGAUUGUCAUAAAGUUUAUAUUUAAUCUGAUGAUUGAAAUUA
This is a messenger RNA of Pistacia vera, 1440 nucleotides long. RefSeq names its product probable sodium/metabolite cotransporter BASS6, chloroplastic. The transcript is spliced from 7 exons. Bases 221 to 1084 code for a protein of 287 amino acids. Lineage: Eukaryota; Viridiplantae; Streptophyta; Magnoliopsida; Sapindales; Anacardiaceae. Gene Ontology annotation, cellular component: membrane. The record is from RefSeq and is a predicted model, not a curated record.